Messenger RNA from Bursaphelenchus xylophilus (pine wood nematode), 1279 nucleotides. NCBI's taxonomy places the organism in Eukaryota, Metazoa, Nematoda, Chromadorea, Rhabditida, Aphelenchoididae. The record is from the annotation of a GenBank genome assembly.
AUGAAUGUUAUUUUUGAUAUUUGGCGGAGAGGCGGGAAUCGAGCUGAAGUUAGAUACAAUGGUGCGGGUAUAGAAGUCCUUAUCUCAAUGGCCAUCCUGUCUGCUAUGCUGUUUUGGCCAUCAGCAAGAAACACGAAGAUUGAAUGCGAAACACAGCAGACGAACGUAAGCAUCCAUGUUAUUUUAGUAAUUUUUUGCAAAGUUGGUGUUCGGAAAGUGUUUAUUACCAAAUACUAGCGAUCCAAGUUAUUCGAUCCGUUUUGGAAACUUACCUGAUUACGUUCAUUUUAGCCCUUCAAUGGAUACGAAGUCAGCAAACGAUGUUACGCCCGAGACUUCCUGCUUGUCAGACGGGAAAAAGAGAACUUGAAAUUCACCACUAAAGCAUACCACUACAACUACUUCUACCAUUAUAUGUUUUACAGUUCUUUUUCAAUAGUCAUCAUCAACCUCACCUUCGGCCCACUCACUGUGCAAGGUAGGCCGGUAAUAAUAACGGAAAACUAGAUUUUCUAGGUAAAGCUGCCGUCAAUCUGCUUCGAAAUUUAGACAAUGUCGAGUCUUCCAAUUUCCUUGAAAAGAUAAGUCACAUCAUGCUUUACGAGGGUAUGUUAAUGUACUCAAUAUGCCACCGCUGUACUUUUGCAUUUUUAGGAAGGAAAUACUUCUGCAUCAUGUUUUUGGUAAAAAGAAUGGCUAACGUACUAAUAGCCAUGUUCAAUAUUCAAGUUAUCAGCUUUCUGUUUACGCGCCAGCCAAUAUCUCUGCAGCUUGUACUCGAAAUAGUCGACUACGUAAUCAACAUCCAGCACCGCGAAAUCCCGGUGAUUUUUUCACCCGUAAGUUAAAUUUAAGGACUUUAUUAGAGUUUCUUAUUCGAAAACUAAGCGUUUACGAUUACAGGAUGCGGCCUGCGAGUACACUAGAGUAAGCCAGCCAAACAAAGUACAACGUUAUGUGCACAAUUGUAUUGCAUCCGAAAAUCAUGCAAUGUUUUUGUUAACCUUCUUCAUCUCUGCCUUCGCAACGUGGUGGCUCUUCGCGUGUGCAUCUCGUUUUUUCUCAGGAGCUUUACUUGUUCGAAAAUCCCUGGUAGGUUAACGCUUUUUUACUAUACGUUUUCUUUGUUUAGGCGUCUUCGUCGCUUGUCCCAGACGUUUGCCUCAUGCUACAACUCAUAAACCCAACCACAGCCAGAUCGAUUCGACUGGAACUUGAGAAAGAGAUGUUAAACGCCCGUCUAAUCCAAUGUCAAAAAAAAUUGUGCGACAUUGUUUAA